Messenger RNA from Theobroma umbraticum, 2251 nucleotides. It is a transcript of the gene BAC2, whose product is annotated as Mitochondrial substrate carrier family protein. Lineage: Eukaryota; Viridiplantae; Streptophyta; Magnoliopsida; Malvales; Malvaceae. The record is from RefSeq and is a predicted model, not a curated record. Gene Ontology annotation, biological process: transmembrane transport. Gene Ontology annotation, molecular function: transmembrane transporter activity.
CUUAAGGCAUCCUUCCUUCCCUAACAGUCGUGUACAAACUGCUUGCAAGUUGCAACAACCUCACCUUAUGGUCAUCCUUUCCAUGCAAUUCCUAGGUCAUUCAUCAUAUCCAAGUCAUUGGUUGAUUAUACCUUGUAUACAGCGCAGGCAACUGGAUUUGCAUGACCCAAUUUUAAAUUGGCCGAUAGUCUAUCCGUUUAUCAAUUAUAAACACCGAAUAAAUAAAUAAAGAUCAGCAAUCAUCUGGGCAAAAAUUGGGUUGUGUCAUUCCUCCACUGAAGCCAAUUUUCAUUGGGAUGAGGAAGUGAACACUAACGCAAAACCAAAUGCACCAAAGGACCAGGGGUGCAGGGGAAGUUCACGUGUAGAAACCUUGUUGGGCCACGUGGGAAGCUGCUAAUGGUGACCUGAAAAGAGGAAGUUGGCCGUUUCCUCCUCCUGGACACUACCAACAAAAUAGCAACUGGUGACAUUUGUUUCGGUGCUCCUAUUUUUGUAAGAGUAUACAAACAAGAAAAACUGGGUCUCUGCAGACUUCCGGUUCCCGAGUCUUUUGUUUUUCUCUCUUUCUUUCUUUCUUGGUGUUGCUUUUUCUCCCCUCUUUGGAAGGGAAGAAACUAAAAGAUUGUGUUGGAAGUGAGGUGCACCAUUAGGAUUAUCAGGUCAUUUUUUGUUUUCCUUGUUUACAAAGAAAAGGAACUCCAGUUUUAUCAAGUCUGGGAGAGAUAACACACAGGGAGACAGAGAACCUUGUUUUUUGUUUUCAUUUUUCAUUUGCAAGAAAUCAGAUAAAAGGUUGAGGGACAGAAAAGGUGCUUUAGGUAUAUCGCCUUUUUAUGUCUAGAAAGUCUAUAUUCUUUGUAUGUUAAGUUGUUACCUAGGCAUGUUCUUUGAUCUCUCAAGCUUAGAGAGACUUGAUAAGCUUUUUCUUAAGGAAGGAAGGAUAAAAAUCUGUUUCUAGUUUGAGCAGGGAAGGAGGGAGAAGAUUCAGAGCCGUGCAAGAAAAAAAGACUACAGCUGUCCUGUUCAUGCUGCUUGUGUAUAAAAGAAGGAAACAGAGACAGAGUUGGGAGUUCCGGACAUAAACAAGAAACCUUCAUAUUUCUGUUGUGUCUGGAGAAUGAGAUUUGGAGCAUAAUGGACUUCUGGCCAGAGUUUCUUGCAAGUAGCUGGGGAAGAGAAUUUAUGGCCGGAGGGCUUGGUGGCAUGGCUGGUAUCAUCUCUGGUUAUCCACUCGACACCCUCAGAAUCCGGCAACAAAGCUCAAAUUCAGGUUCCGCCCUUAGCAUCCUGCGCCGGGUUGUCGCGACGGAAGGACCUGGUGCACUCUAUAGAGGCAUGGGUGCACCAUUGGCAUCAGUCACCUUUCAGAAUGCUAUGGUUUUCCAGAUAUAUGCUAUUCUUUCACGAGCAUUUGACUCAUCUGUUUCAUCCACUGACCCUCCUGCCUACAAAGGUGUUGCUCUGGCAGGAGUUGGAACUGGGGCCCUACAGAGCAUAAUGCUCUCUCCAGUAGAACUAGUAAAAAUCCGCCUCCAAUUGCAGAAUACCAGCUAUCCAACUCUCCAAUUGCCCAGAGCCCAUACAGGGCCAGUUGGUGUUGCUAAAAGCAUACUGAAAACAGAAGGCUUAAGGGGACUAUACCGGGGUUUUACCAUCACUGUCCUUAGAGAUGCACCUGCUCAUGGCUUCUACUUUUGGACGUAUGAGUAUAUGCGAGAACAGCUUCAUCCAGGGUGCAGAAAGAGUGGCCAAGAGAGUCUGAGAACAAUGCUGAUAGCAGGAGGUUUAGCAGGGGUUGCUAGCUGGAUUUGCUGCUAUCCCUUAGAUGUUGUAAAGACCAGAGUGCAGGCUCAGUCACCAUCCUCCCCACAAAAGUACAAUGGUAUCAUUGAUUGCCUCCAGAAAAGUGUAAAACACGACGGAUUUGGCGUCCUAUGGCGAGGACUAGGAACUGCUGUUGCUAGAGCUUUUGUAGUGAAUGGGGCUAUAUUUUCUGCUUACGAGAUUGCAUUGAGGUGUUUAUUCAACAAUGGAAACAUUCAGACAGAGAACACAAUCGAGAAUAAUCUGGACAAUACUUAAAGAGGAUCAAAGAUAUAGACCAUGUAAUGGUAAUUCAAUCACAACUUAUUUAUAGCUUAUAAGAGCAGGCUAAGAUUCAGGUAUAAUAUCACAUGAUAUUGAAGGACUGCUAGAUUCUGGAUAUAAAUGUUUCCAAAAAGAGAAACAAUUGAAAAAAUUGAAGUUA